AUGCCUCACGAACCCUUUGUUUCCAGUCUAGUCCGUAUUCGACGGGAAGGUCCAAAUCGAAAAGGAAAAAUGACUUCAAUCACUUGCAAUAGGCAGAACUUCUUGUUGGUGGAGGUGAAGGGAAGGGAAGGAAUGAGAUGGGAUGUGAUGAUUGACUUAGCCCAACCUCAGGGGUCAGGUGUGGUGGAUCCUUGUGAACUCUUAGCCAACAUUGAUAUUCAAAUGAACAAAGCAAAAGAUGAAGCUUGGAGCCGAAAAGAGAUAAUGGAUAAGAUAGACCGUUGGCUUGCUGCAUGUGAUGAAGAAAAUUGGCUAGAGGAUUAUACUUAA
This is a messenger RNA of Fraxinus pennsylvanica, 330 nucleotides long. NCBI's taxonomy places the organism in Eukaryota, Viridiplantae, Streptophyta, Magnoliopsida, Lamiales, Oleaceae. The record is from the annotation of a GenBank genome assembly.